This is a messenger RNA of Trematomus bernacchii (emerald rockcod), 1295 nucleotides long. RefSeq lists its product as uncharacterized. The coding region runs from base 67 to 1161 and encodes 364 amino acids. The record is from RefSeq and is a predicted model, not a curated record. Gene Ontology annotation, molecular function: ubiquitin-protein transferase activity. The transcript is spliced from 9 exons. Lineage: Eukaryota; Metazoa; Chordata; Actinopteri; Perciformes; Nototheniidae.
CCUAUAUGUCUUGAGUCUUACCCGAUUGAUGUCCUCUCAUUUCAUGCAAGCACAUGUGGUGAAGGAAUGGACCCUGCUCAUCAUAGCAGUAUGACAAGGACAGAGGAAAUGCCAAGGACAGAGGAAAUGCCAGGACCUUCAGUUCAAAGAUUGCCAGCAACAGUUUCAGCAGCAUGGGCCAAUGAAGUGGACGCCCGGAAGGCAUGGGAUGCAGCAGUCGGCCAAGGUGUCAACCGACACGUUUUGUCAAUGGCCAUGCAGAAACUGAAGACCGGCUUCAGUAUACAUUUAGGCUGUGCAGCUCUGACAAGCCUUUUUGAAGGGGAAAUGGAACAUCGGGUUCCCUCCGCAGCUGCUGUGCUUCGGGAAAGCAACCUGUUUGAGAUGGCAGGUCGGAUGAUAGGCCUUUCCUUCCUGCAUGGUGGUUUUGGUUUCUCAGGACUAAGUGUGCCUGUAGUGACUCUGUUGACUGGUGGGAGCACGGAUACUGCAGCAUCAGCGCUUACCCUGCUGGACUGUCCUGAUCUUGACCACCGUGAAACAAUUGGUUUUCUCAAGAAUACACAACUUACUGCUCAAGAAACCACCAGUGUGACUGAUCUUUGCCUGUCCUGGGACCUCCCUGUUCCAACCUCCACCAAUCAUGACUGGCUGUUCCAGGAACUUCUUUCCCAUGCAGUACUUCACCGUGUUAGGCAGCCUAUCAAACAGAUUCGCAAAGGCCUUAAAGAAACGGGAAUCUGGCCGCUUGUUUCAAAUAGGCCAGAUGUCCACCCCAUAUUAUUUCCAAGAGAGAAAAAUGAUGAGCUGAACUCACAGACUGUGAUCCAGAACAUCCACUGGCCACAGCCCAAAAGUGACAGCGAUGAAGACGAGGACGACGCCGUUCCAUUGGAGAAAGUCAGUCUCGUCACUGGAUUUUUGAGGCAAUUCAUAGAGGAAGCAUCUCCGAAGGUGCUGCGUGACCUCUUGAAGUUCUGGGUCGGGUGGGAGCUGCUCACAACAAACCUUGAAGUUGAGGUUGUUACUUCAAAAUACCCAGUGGCUCUCACCUGCUUCCUAAAAUUGAAGCUCCCAAGCCACUACCAAACCUAUGAAAAGUUCCACCAGGACUUGAUGAUGGCCCUCAGUUCCAUCAGUUCAGGCUUUGGGCUUGUGUAGCUACACACUGACUCAGUUUGUUUUGUAUUUUUCUGGAGAAGGGUUUGCCUCUCUAUUCAAUACACUGUGUGAGAUACAGGGUUACAGUUGGUACACCUACCGUCUUUUAUAAAUAAAGGACAUUUGGAAAAAGA